This is a messenger RNA of Morone saxatilis (striped sea-bass), 2817 nucleotides long. It is a transcript of the gene clic4, whose product is annotated as chloride intracellular channel 4. The transcript has 6 exons. NCBI's taxonomy places the organism in Eukaryota, Metazoa, Chordata, Actinopteri, Moronidae. The record is from RefSeq and is a predicted model, not a curated record. The coding region runs from base 317 to 1075 and encodes 252 amino acids.
CUUCUUCCCACCCAUCCUCAUCACUGCUCACCCAGCAGAAAGAGCCUCAGCGAUGUGUUAGUAGCGUCUGUAGGUUGAAGUCAUAAAGCAACGUUGAGACGGUCAUUAUCUGGCAGACACCGCUGCCUCUUUGUCCGCUUUCUAAAGAGACUUUAGUGCGUUUAGCACCGGGUCCUCCUUGGGGAGAAAAAAAGCGCCUACUGGGCUUCAGUGCGGAGGAAAAAAAACUGGUGGAGAAGAGGACCGAGCUACUUCGGGCGUGGUAGAAAGAGAAAACUCAUCUUUUUCAGCAAAACUUCAAAUAGUAGCAUCCAUAAUGUCGCUGUCGGUGCCGCAGAACGGAGUAAAGGCGGACAAUGAGCCCGUUAUCGAGCUGUUUGUGAAGGCGGGGAGUGAUGGAGAGAGCAUCGGGAACUGCCCCUUCUCCCAGAGGCUCUUCAUGAUCCUGUGGCUCAAAGGAGUCGUCUUCAACGUCACCACAGUGGACCUUAAGAGGAAGCCUGCAGACCUCCAGAACCUGGCCCCGGGCACGCACCCACCCUUCAUCACCUUCAACGGCGAGGUCAAAACUGACGUAAACAAGAUCGAGGAGUUCCUUGAGGAUGUCCUCUGCCCACCCAAGUACAUCAAGCUUGGUGCAAGACACCCAGAGUCAAACACAGCUGGUAUGGACAUCUUUGCCAAGUUUUCAGCAUACAUAAAGAACUCAAAACCAGAUGCAAAUGAGGCUCUGGAGCGCGGGCUUCUGAAGACACUCCAGAAGCUGGAUGAGUAUCUUCGCUCACCACUGCCCGAUGAGAUUGACCACAACAGCAUCGAGGACAUCAAGGUCUCCAACCGCAACUUCCUUGACGGUGAUGAAAUGACCCUGGCUGACUGUAACCUGCUGCCCAAGCUGCAUAUAGUCAAGGUGGUGGCCAAGAAGUACCGAGGCUUUGACAUCCCCAAAGAGAUGACUGCCAUCUGGAAGUACCUCAACAACGCCUACACGCGCGAAGAGUUCACCAACACCUGCCCCAGUGACAAAGAGAUUGAGAUCGCCUACGGAGAUGUAGCCAAGAGGCUGGUCAAAUAAGCUCCUCCGUCCCCUCCAUCCCUCACCCCGUAACCUCCCCCUCUACACACCCUUACACCUCCCCCUCCCCAGCACCGGGACUGAUGUGCUCACUCGCGAGAAAGAAAAAACUCUGGACUUCUUUUCCUUCUCUCCUCAUCUAGAGCGAACCCCAAUGCAUGAACCCUUCUCGAUCAUAUUUUCCUCACGUUCUCCGAUUUUUACGAAGGCCUCCUUUUAGUUGAUUCAGCAAAGGUCUUUCAUCAUUAAUUGCUUUUGUUUUUCAUUUGCUGAUGAAUGUUGUGAUGGCGAGGCGACGGAGAAGCAGCCAGACGUGUAUCAGUGCUUAUCAGUGUCGGGAGCCUCAACAAACACACUCCUCGAUAAGUGACCUUCAAGCUGACCUUCUCUCUAUGUGUAGGGAGAAGGUCACAAGCUUUUGUUAAUUUUCUGUUGUCUGUCUAAUACUGAAAUAGCUCUUUCUAGGAUUGCUAUAAAAGGAACACUGAGAAGCAGUUUUUUCCCUUGUCUUUUGGCUUAUUAAGAGGCAUUGUAAACAGUGUUGAAGCUUCAGCGGCUUUAAGUAUUUGACAGGUUUAAGUAGAAGCCGAAGCUAAUCCAAACCUGAGUGGUUGACAUAUCAAGUGAAAGAUGCUUUCUUUUAAUGUUGAGCUGUUUAAAAUAAAUCAAAAUAAUUCUAAGUGCAGGUAAAGCUACCUGGUAGCCAUGCUCUGAUUUCCUCAUUGCCUCAAAUGGGCAAAAGUCUUGUAGCUCAACUCAGUAGAAUUGUAGGGAAUUUCAUGUAACGGCUGCAGUAACAACUCAGGAAAAAUCUAGCCUGAGGUCUGAGAAAUAUUCUACCAUAUGUAGCUUACAGAUUUUCAAAGAUGUGUAGAGUGGCUUUUUGUUAAUCACCACAUUGCCAUUUAUAAAACUGUUCAUUUAGACUCACUGAGCAGCACAUUAAACACAUAAACAUCUUUCUUAUGAAGCAUGAAGGAAAGUCCUCACUUUGGUCGUGCUGACAGUAGCGGUAGUUUGGAUUACUCAUGGCGGACCAAAAAGAGGCACAUUAUUCUGGUCUAACUGUGGAUAGGAUGACUCCGGCUAUGUAAACAAGUGAAGUCAAAAAAAGAAAAGAAAAAGGAAACCACACACUCACUGUUUCCUUCUCCAUCAUGUACUGGAAUGACUACACCAACGUGCAGUCAGGCACCAAGAAAGGUGACACUAAAGAUAUUUAUGACAAAACAAACCAAGAGGAGUAGCAAUGAAACGAAUACCUGGUCGAAUUUCACUUUCUCUUCUGUAUGUAGAUUGAUCUCUAAGGUAGUGAAUGUAUGUUAUGAUACAGUAGCUCCAAAAGUGCUUUAGUGCGGAUAAAGCAAAAACUGUUUUGUUUUCUCCCAUUUGCCAUGUUUCUCAGACAUUUGUCAUGAAACAAAUUUGAUUAAAAAAAAAAAAAGGAAUUGUAAAUAUUUGUUUUGAUUGCUCGGAAUUCAAUGUGUACAUUUUAUACAUGUCAUCUGAAUUUUGAGGAAAAUGGGCCAUUUCUUGCCUGCUUGGAUUCUAAUUCUAGACAAACCAUAUCCUCUUUGCCUUAGUUGUUUUCCCUCUGCGGAUGUUUUGCACGAAGGUUUUUCAGAGAGCAUUUCAUUACAACAUGAGUGUGAUGUUGUACAAAGAAAAUAUCCAAGCUAUGUCAUGGCUUUUUUUUUAACAAUAUUGACUGAAUUGAAAUAAACUUCUUAUUGGCACUCUGA